AUGGAGUGGGGAAGUGGCCUGAAGCGCAGCCAGUCUCUGAAGGCAGUGACAUGUGACAAGCCUGUCUUUACAGAUGUGGGCCUGCGGGACAAAAGGGCAUCUGUGUCUCAGCUUGUCGCCAAAUACCAGGUAGAAGUGAGCCAACAUAUCGAAACUACAAGAAGCAACACAGAGAAGAAAUCAAAUGAAGAAGUGAUCCAGGCAUGGCGACCUCAUCUACAAGCUAGUGACCUGAAAGGCGACAUUCAUAUCAACGAGUCUGAAACAUGGAACAACACAUGGAUACAGCCUAAAAGUCCGAUCAGUUUGUCCCGUAGCAAGUCUCUGGGAAGUUUAAACACUAUUGACACACUUAAAUCUAAAUUUGAAGCAAAAUCUGUGGCUCCAAUCAAACAGGAAGCUUUCAUGUCAUCUCCAAGAAAAUGUGGCAAUAUUGUGUUAAAUGUCAAACAGGAAACUUUCAUGUCAUCUCCAAGAAAAUCUGGCAAUAUUGUGUUAAAUGGAGAGAAAAGAGAGAAUUAUGAAGAUGAACAAAGCAUUCCAGAGGACGCUGCAGUGGCAAAACAAAUGUCACUUGCAAAGGUGGAAAAUAACACAAAGAUUCAGAGAAGAAAAACCAUUGGAGGAGUAGAUUUUGAAACACUUGCAGAGUCUCAAGAGGAGGAGAAGAGGAAGUCUAUUGCAGAAUUCAGAGACAGCUCAGAGAAAGUGUGUGUGUCUGUAAAGGCCAUAUCUGCUCUGUAUCUGUCAAAGGUCGCCCCACAGGAACCAAAGACUCUGAUGGCUGAAGACACCAAAGACGACAUCCUACCAUCUGCUUCAGAAGAUCAGUCAGGACUUUAUUACAGAGCCACUAUAGAAUCAAUCCAACAAAGGCGACGCAAAAAUGAGCUGAAACGGCUCCUGAAGCAUACCCAUCCAGAAAUCACAACAUUGGACAUUGUGAUGGACAAGGAGCUGGCAGCAGUGUUGAAGUCUGAGGCCGAGGAGGCAGCUGCUGAAACAGGAUACGAGGGAGAAGUCUUCUCAAAAUGCUUGAUAUUUGAGAACUGCACCACGAGCCAAAAAGGAUCAUCUUACAGCACGAACAUGGUACAGGGAACUAGCCAAACACCAACAAGUGUUUUUGAGGAGCAUACCCACAGUGAGCCCAAUAAAGACUUGAUAGAAGAGGAAGUAAGAAUAGAUGUCCAGUCCACCAGGAGGAGAUUUGAGGAGAAGUCAAUAAAAGCAACACAGUCAUAUCAGCACAAGCCCCAAGACAAUGUUUACAAUGCAGAUAAAGCGCUACCAGGCCAGAUUAUGAGGAAAUCUAAAUCAAAUAUUCAAGAUAGUCAAUACAAAACUAGUGACCUUCAUUCUAUAGAACAAGUUCAUUCUGAGAAUCUAGAUGAGGACUUUACAAGCAUACCUGAGCCAGAAACAUUUGGAGAUGUGAUCAAAACAUCUCAGGACCUGUUCCGUCACAACCCAUUUAUUACAGUUAAUGUAAAAAAAGAGUAUUCAUCAUUUCAAGGUACAAAAGAAGUUAUCCCUGAAGCUGACAUUCAGAACGUGAAGAACAGAAAGCAUAUUUUUGAAUCCAUGCCAUUUGACAAGAUCAAGCAGCAGAACAAGGAUGACAUAGAGACAAUGGUGGAGAACAUAAGAGAAACAUUACGCUUUCUAUACUCUGCCAAUGUUUUACAAUCAAAAGGCUCAAUCAUUGAAGUUCAUGAAACUAUGAUAGCCACAAAGGUUAAAUUCAUUUUAACAGAGACUGGUCCAGAGAUUAUGCAAGAUACUGUGGCAGAGGGAGGAGCACAGAACUUCAUAUUGCAUCUCCUGCCACGAGCCAAUGUAGAGCCACAAAUUAAAUACAUAAAAGAGUGCAGAGAUGGCAUUUUGAUGAUUAUAGAGGUGAGUGCACCAGUCCACCCAAACCAUCCAGACACUGAGUUUAAAACUGCCAAUGUAGUCCAGCUUAUUGAAGAUAUACUUACCCAGGACAACUCUCUUCGGAAAGGGGUGCUUAUCCAGGAUCGAGUGGAGCAAUGUGCCCAAGUUAGUGUUUACUCUCUGUACUGUUAUGUCGACAAUGAAGACAUCAAAAGUUACUGCCCCUCAGAGCAAGCACCUGCAGAGGAAGUUGAACAAGAGGUGGGAAAAAGUGUAACAAUUCAAAAAGAAAUCCCUCAACUGAACAGUGGAAUCAUUAAAUCAACAAUGCACAGCCUUAAAGAAGGCCAAAUGGAAAUGGGUAUAUUGCCAGAAAGGCCAGAUAUUACAAUAAAAGGAAAUGUCAAAUUGUUCCGAAGUUGUAUUGAAAAAGGCGAUAUGGAGUAUUUGAAAUUGCUUCAGGCUGAGGCAGACAUGGCUGAAGAGGAACUACCUGUGAACUCUCCUGACAGUAAUGCAAGUGAUGAUAAUGCAGGCCAUACAGAAUAUGAGCCAGUGGAUAUUAAAAAACUGAAAGGUCUAUUCUCUGCAGAUUCCAUACCAGUUGCACCAAAACCGGAAUCUUGUACAAAUGUUUCUUGGUUGCCUUCCAGGUCAGAAGAAAAGAAUAAAAAGACAGCUAACUAUGAACCUCAAGAUAAGCAACGAUCCUAUGCAAGUAGUUUUAUUGAGGAUAGUGAGUAUAUCCACCAAGCAGAGUUAGCAGAAGUCACCGAUGAAUGUGAAGAAAUUUCCAGUCUCCAAGCUGCGAUUUCCCAGCUCCAGAAGGCCACAAAUGAGGCCAAAUCAAUUCAUGAUUCUUUGCAGAUUUAUGAUUCAGAACCUAAAACAGAAGAUGAGGAAGUUGUUCUUGAGGGCAAACUCCAAGCUGCUUUACAAGCCCUGGAAAGAUCUAACCUUAACGUCACUCGUGGAGGUUUUGACGCGGCAAUGAUAUACAGAAACUCCACACACCCAACAAACUCUUGUUUUGAAUGCAAGGCAACUUCAGGUUUAGUAGAGCAAAAUGUGGGUGAUGCAAGUGAAGAAAGUGCAAGUCAAAAUAAAUCUGUUAUGGAGAAAAGCAGAAAAUCACUUGGACCCAAACCAACCCUUCCUCCAAAACCUGAACACUUAAAAGCCCAUCCAAAGGAGCUACCAGCAAGAGCUCAAAUCCAGAAUGCACAAACGACAUCUGCAAAUAACCAGGAAGAUGUGACAAAUAUCAUUGAUACAGCUGAAUAUGUCACAGCUGAGCAAAAGAUGGAUAAAGAAGAACCUGAUGAAAGCCACCUCAACUUCCAUGAGGCAUGUCAAAUAUUUGGGAGUAAAAAAACAGCAAUGAAAAAGACAGCGCCAGUGAAGCCAAAAAGAGUGAAAAUUGCUGACACUAAAAGCCAGGGGCAAUCCGAUUCAGUACCCUCAACAUCUUGUACCAACAGCGGUGAACGAAGGAAUGACGGAGAGGUGAAAGUGACAAUGAGGGAAAAGAAAGGAUGUAAAGAAACAGAGGAUGAGCGUAGGCAGCGGUUGUCAGUACAUAUGGAUGAGAUCGUGAGAGGCAACAUCACAGCCGCAAUGGAAAUCUAUGAUAAUUUGAGGAAACAGGAAGAGCUGGAGAACAUCCUCAUUCGAGUAGACGAAAUUGAGAAGGACACCAGUGAGGUAGACGUCAAAUCUUUGAAGAAGGUAUUUGAAGAUGUACCGGACUGGGUUGUGAGCCCUGAUAGAAAGAGAAACAAAACUGAGGGAGUGCAACAGAAGAUGGAAAAACCAAAGUUAGUGAAAUCAAAUUCAGAAACGACGUCUCCAGUGGCACAUGUUUUCGGAGACUUAGCUCGAGCAAGUGAAGAAAUUAAACAUUUAAAAGAGCAGACUUUAGCUCGACUUUUGGACAUAGAGGAAUCCAUUAAAAAGGCGCUUUCCUCUGUCUCUAAUCUGAAAUCUGAAGCAGAUAUAGCUGGACUAUCAAGUCUUUUUAAAGAAUCACUGGGAACAGCACAAAAGGCAAGUUCUUCAGGUAAAAUCAGCACAAUUAGCAUAGGGUCCAGUCGAACAAAAACCAAGACCAACACAAUCAAAAUGAAUGAAAAUCAAAGUGGUGACAUUGAAUUGCCAAAACAAUCAAGCCCUAUGUCAUCGCCUGCGUUUAUCUCCAUCUCAGCUGCAAGAAAAACAGAUGUCCCCCCGGAGAUUACACUUUGUCCUUCGUGUCGCUAUGCCCCAAAACCUGAGGAGAAAUUUAGGACAACCAAGACUUUAAAGUGUCACAGUCCCACACCAGUCAGAAAAGGAGGGCAGAAACAGAGCCCACCCAAACCAAAAAGGGAGGUUAGCAUGCUUGAGGUUCAGACUGAUCCCAAAGGAACAAAGAAAAGCCUUAUAGGUACAAAGACCAUCACGAAAAAUUAUGAAAGGACUGAUAAUUUUGGUAACAAAUUUUACUCAACCAAAACUUCAACUGUACUCACCACUGAGCCACAAUCUCGUCCUGUCCAAUCAGUUGUCAGUCCAGAAGUGAAACAGAUCUCCACACAUCCUGAAGUUAGACUGCCAGUCAAUAAGAAAACUAAUACCUAAUGUUUUUUUUUGUUUUGUUUUGUUUUUUUGGUAGGUGCUAAAUAUUCUAGUGAAAUUGUGAAAUUGUAAACGUGACUUACAAAAAAUGUAUUGUGCU
This is a messenger RNA of Boleophthalmus pectinirostris (great blue-spotted mudskipper), 4594 nucleotides long. RefSeq names its product xin actin-binding repeat-containing protein 1. NCBI's taxonomy places the organism in Eukaryota, Metazoa, Chordata, Actinopteri, Gobiiformes, Gobiidae. Gene Ontology annotation, cellular component: stress fiber; focal adhesion. The record is from RefSeq and is a predicted model, not a curated record. Gene Ontology annotation, biological process: actin filament organization; actin cytoskeleton organization. The transcript has 9 exons. Gene Ontology annotation, molecular function: actin filament binding. Bases 1 to 4497 code for a protein of 1498 amino acids.